GAUCGGAGGUGUGGCGCAAAGGUGUCAUCGGGCUGUCAUCUGUGCACUCUCGAAAGCGACGUCCUGAUACUAUCGAAUCAUCAAUCGUGGUGAUCUCUCUCCAAGGUCAUCGAUUGAGUUGUUGAUUCAGUCGAAGUCCACCCUGCCUACUGAUUGAGAACUACGUCCGAACAUCGCAACGUCGAAAACGGUACAAUGGCUGGUUUCAUCCAGAACAUGAUCUGGAGCUCAGUGGAAGGGUUCGUGGACGCAGCGAAGAAGACCGGCGGCGAAUACGCAGGUAAUGCUCUGAUCAAAGCUGGCGAUGCCAUUGAAAACGGAGGACGGAGCGUAGGAGGAGGUCUUGAGAAAGCAGCCACAGGCUACGGCUCGAAGCUCUCGGGACAGAAAUACCAGGCGUCUUCGGCUUCGAAAGCGCUCCCUUCGACAGCACGCAAACCAGCUGUCAAGCGCAGUAACUCCAUGCCUGCGAAUACCAAGCCAUCAGGCUCUCUGGCAGGUGGAAGAUCAAUCGCUGGACCGACGAGUGACGUGCCGCUAGGUGCGAAGAAGACAGUUGGUGGUGUGAAGAAGGCCGCUGGUGGUGUUGCGGGCGGAGCCACAAAGACCGUUGGAGGACUUACGAACACAGCCACGAAGACAGUCGGAGGUGUAACAGGCGGAGCUACAAAGAGCGUCAACGGCGUGAGCAAGACCGCAGGAGGCACCGUUGGAGGCGUAGGCAAGACAGCUGGAGGAGUCGUAGGCGGCGCAUCUCGCAACGCAACGCGAGGUGUGAACGGUCUCGGUGACGGGCUCGCAGGGCUUACGGGCGGAGUAUCCAAAGGCGCAACAAGAAGCGCCUCCAAUUUCGGCGACGGCCUCGCAGGCCUCACAGGCGGCACUUCAAAAUCCGUCGGGGGCCUUGCAGGCGGGACCUCCAGGGCAACCGGCGGGCUCGUCAACAACGCAACCAAAGGCGUCAGCGGCAUCGUAAACGGCUCCUCAAAGCCUAUCGGUGGAAUUAGAGCGAAUGCUCAGAAGGCCGUCCCUCCGGGCAUGCCUAAGCCGUAUGCCAGCACCAGUGCAGGCUCAAGUUACACCAACCCGUAUCCUACUGCGAAGAAAGCGCCCAUCAGGCCGGGACAGAGCAAGCCCUUCACACCACCGCAGACGAACGGGGACGGACCCAAGCCGUACCCAGGAACCAAUACGCUACCUGGACAGGGCUCCAAGACGCCUGUCAAGAGGACGUACAAGCCUGCGCCGACUUUGGGAAGCCAGGUGGAGUCUGGACAGAAGAUGACGCAUAUUGGGGCAUUUUAGGCAAGCGCAAAGAGCGCGAUGAGAACUACGACAUUGUAAAGACGUAAAGAGACGGGUGUAUGAUACGUGAAGUUCGUUUUUUGGACGGCGUUUGAGCGGAUUGAGUCUGUUGAGUCUACCAUGGUACAAUUUAACCGAUACCAUGCUUUGCCUCACAGAAAUUAUAUGCUUGAUGUUGGACGCAAGAUGACAUCCGUAGCAAUUGGGGAGAACAAUUAACACAGACGGAUAAUUAUCGACUCCUC
Molecule: messenger RNA, 1550 nt
Organism: Didymella exigua CBS 183.55
Lineage: Eukaryota; Fungi; Ascomycota; Dothideomycetes; Pleosporales; Didymellaceae
Exons: 2
Coding region: 196-1305 (369 amino acids)
Source: RefSeq, a predicted model, not a curated record